AUGUGUGAACACCAAGAAUGCUCAAAGAAGUUUGAUUUUAACAGGGGAUUACAUGAAGAUUUAACUGGGGACCUCGAAAAGUUCCCAGCCACAAACUACUUUAAAGAUGCUAAAAUUGGAAUAAAAAGAAAGGAUGAAUGUAAUGGUAUUAAUUAUUAUCUUUAUUGUGAAGGAGAGCUUGAUGAUGAAGAAGAUCAUGAGUUUUUAAAAGACGUAGAAAAAGCUUUCGAUGAAUGUUAA
Molecule: messenger RNA, 240 nt
Organism: Dictyostelium discoideum AX4
Lineage: Eukaryota; Evosea; Eumycetozoa; Dictyosteliales; Dictyosteliaceae
Exons: 2
Coding region: 1-240 (79 amino acids)
Source: RefSeq, a predicted model, not a curated record